AUGGCGGCCAGAAAUGCCAAGCCGCCAUUUACUGACACUUCCCCAUAUUUGCCAGCGCCCGCACCAGCAUCGGCCUUAUCCCACAGUUUCAUCCGCUCUCCAGAAAUCUCCCAGGGUCCGAAGACGGAUAUCCCCGCACUCGCUGCUGACCUACUAAACGAUGCUCCGGGCCUUGCGUCUUGGGUUUUCUCACCCGUCAUGAUCCCACCCGACUCUGUGGAGUCUCCCCCGGUCUCGUCCGCCGGUCCGACCCUGGCCCCCGAUGACGGCGCGAUACCCGAAGAUUUCGAUGUCCAGAGUCGGGCCAGCUCGCGAGACCCGGGCAGCGUCCAGACGGCGGGCGAUACCGGCCUUGCGCAGGACGGCGCGCACGACCCCCAGCGCGACGACUCUAGAGACGACCUCACCCAGAACCCCAACGAGAACGGCGCGGGCGGCAAGCCGCCAUGGAGCGAGAUGAAGACAAAGGCCGGGAAGGAGCGGAAACGACUGCCGCUAGCAUGUAUCGCAUGCAGGAGGAAGAAGAUCCGAUGCUCGGGCGAGAAACCCGCAUGCAAGCAUUGUUCGCGGUCGCGGAUCCCGUGCGUCUACAAGGUUACCACAAGGAAGGCGGCGCCUCGCACGGACUACAUGGCGAUGCUGGAUAAGCGGUUGAAGCGGAUGGAGGACCGAGUCAUCAAAACGAUCCCCAAGGAUGAGACGAGAGAUAUGGCGGCAAUCGGCAGGUCCGUUGUUCGGCCGCCCCAACCGGGCCAGGCAUUGAAGGCUCAGAAGAAGCGGUCAGCGGAAGAAGCUUUUGCGGCGGAGAUGGACGAAUGGGCCCGCGGGGACCGCAGGGCGCCGCAGGAUACGUUCCCCAUGCGCGGUGAGGGCAAGGCAUCUGAUGUGACGGGUCUUCUGACGGAGGGUGCCGAGUUCUUGCCGUCCUUGGAGAUUCAGGAACAUCUGGCGGAGGUCUUCUUCGACUGCGUGUACGGGCAGUCGUAUCUUUUGCUCCACAAGCCGAGCUUCAUGCGGCGAUUGAAAGCGAGGACCGUUCCGCCGGUAUUGAUCCUGGCUGUCUGUGCUGUCUCGGCUCGAUUCUCGACACAUCCCCAGAUCAACUCGGACCCGCCUUUUCUGCGCGGAGAGAACUGGGCUAACCCGGCGGCUGCCAUUGCGCUCAGCCGACACGACGAACCGAGCAUCACCAUUCUCACUGUCUUUCUUCUAUUGGGCCUUCACGAAUUCGGAACCUGUCAUGGUGGGCGUAGUUGGUCUUUCGGUGGCCAAGCGCUCCGCAUGGCUUACGCUUUACAACUCCACCGGGAGCUCGACUAUGAUCCUUUAAUGAAUCAAAGUACAGGAAAUGGGGCACAGCUUAGCUUCACGGACCGGGAGAUUAGGAGACGGACCAUGUGGGCUUGUGUUCUAAUGGAUCGAUACAACUCGUCUGGAAGCCAGCGCCCGCCCAUAGGAAAUGAGAAAUUCCUUCAAAUACAGCUCCCAAUCAAAGAGUCUUCAUUUCAGUUGGAGAUACCCGGUCCGACAGAAGACCUAGACGGAAACAUUCCCAAUCCAGUUCCGGAAGACGUCGGUCAGCUGUCCAAUGCCAAGGACAACAUGGGCGUGUCGGCCUACAUCAUUCGGGCCGUGAUGAUCUGGGGCCGCAUCGUCGAUUAUCUCAACCUUGGUGGGAAGAGAAAGGACGAGCACCCAUUAUGGUCGUCUGAAUCAGGGUAUAUGAAACUGAAACGACAGAUUGAGGAAUUCUCCGCGACCUUACCGAACCAUCUCGCAUUCACAUUCGAAAAUCUUCAAAUCCACGCCGCAGACAAAAUCGCCAACCAAUUUCUCUUCCUCCACAUCAUCAUCCACCAGAACAUGCUUUUCUUGAACCAAUUUGCUAUCCCGCUGUCACCGGGGGGGCGGCCCCCCAAGGAUAUGCCCAAAUCCUUCCUCAGUAAUGCUGGGCGCGCGGCCGUGGAGGCCGCACAUCACAUUUCCGUAUUGAUAGAUCGCGCCUCUGCAUACCCACUUACAGUCCCAUUUGCUGGAUAUUGUGCAUAUUCGGCGAGCACAGUCCACAUCUGGGGUAUCUUCUCGAAAAACGCACAGUUGGAAGCUCGAUCGAAAGAGAACCUUCGACAUACCUAUCGAUACUUGAACAAAAUGAAGAAGUACUGGGGAAUGUUUCAUUACAUGGUCGAGAGCGCCAAGGACCGGUACCGGCAGUUCGCAGAUGCGGCCAUCAAGGGCUCGGUUGCCACUCAGAAUGGCGGUCAGAUCACGCCCAUGUUCCAGUACGGCGACUGGUUCGACAAAUACCCUCACGGCGUAUCUAGGCUUCACUGGGAGGACGCUGACUCCAGGCAGAAGGACCGCGCCGACGAAGCGGUGAUGGGACAAAAGCCCGACCUUCAAAGCGUGGAGGAUUUCUUUGCGAGCCUUUCUCCUUCAACACCUCAGUACAGCACUCCACGCCGAUCGCAUGUUAGGAAGGGAAGUAAGGCUGUUGCUGGGCCAGAGCAACCGACCCCGACACCGCCGGUGAUCGACAUGAGCAUGAAUGACGCCCCAGGCAUGCUGGGUACAUCGGGAACCGGCUUUCCCCAUCCAACGAUGUACGACCAACAAAGUCGAGCAGCUCCUUUCGGGCAGACAGGUUUCGAAUUCGGCGUUCCCGAGGACCAGCUUCCCCAGUUGGACCGGCAAUUCGUCUACGGCUCCUUCAGCGGUUUCGACCCUUCCUCCGCCUCGUUGGUCCCAGCCGACACUCCCGGCAUAUCGACUUCCAGUGGCGCGGAUCCCCAAUCAACUCAGGAUACGUCGGCCAUCUUCGCGGGGCAAAUCGACCCCAACGUCCCGUCGGGCGCAGGGGAAUACUACCAGCCCAGCGCCUGGUUCUUACCGUUCAACCUUGACCCGGUGGGCGCAGCCAGCCUCGACUCGAGCGUCCCCGCGCCCGGCUCCAGCAGCGGGAAUGGCGCCGCAGACAUGGCCUCGUUCAAUGGAACGGGGAGUAUACCCCUGGGCGCCUACGAUCUGGGAAUGGGAAUGGACCAAGGAACUCAUCCAUGA
Aspergillus clavatus NRRL 1 is the source of this 3060-nucleotide messenger RNA. RefSeq names its product putative C6 transcription factor. Gene Ontology annotation, cellular component: nucleus. Gene Ontology annotation, biological process: DNA-templated transcription; regulation of DNA-templated transcription. Gene Ontology annotation, molecular function: DNA binding; DNA-binding transcription factor activity, RNA polymerase II-specific; zinc ion binding. The transcript has a single exon. NCBI's taxonomy places the organism in Eukaryota, Fungi, Ascomycota, Eurotiomycetes, Eurotiales, Aspergillaceae. The record is from RefSeq and is a predicted model, not a curated record. Bases 1 to 3060 code for a protein of 1019 amino acids.